Messenger RNA from Hyaloscypha bicolor E, 1465 nucleotides. RefSeq lists its product as uncharacterized. The record is from RefSeq and is a predicted model, not a curated record. The transcript has a single exon. Lineage: Eukaryota; Fungi; Ascomycota; Leotiomycetes; Helotiales; Hyaloscyphaceae. Bases 104 to 1273 code for a protein of 389 amino acids.
CAGCCCUAGGUUCUAGGGUCGUGUCUCUUUCUUUCUUUCACUUCGUCAUAGAGAUCUACGGUGUUUUCGAGCCCAGGAAUUACCACAAUUGUUCAGUGUCUCAAUGAAUUGGUCAAACUCCUCGAGGAGUAAAUGGAAGGAUGUUUUGGGUUUCGAUGACGGGGACGCCACUUUUGCCAAUCCAAGUCCUCCGAGUUCCCCUCCUGCUUCAUCUAUAUAUUCGGGAUUUCGAGAGAAGCUUCGACCCAGCACAUCAAAGAGUCGAGAGACAACUCAUCGUCCACCCAGUAGAGAGUCGUUUUGGUCUCGAUCGCAUACCCGAUCACACACAAACGCGAGUCGAAUAACAGCAGAAUCGACUCAAAGUCGAGAGUCAUUCUGGUCGCGAACACACGCCCGAAAGGCCACUCGAGAAACCUUCCGUCCAGGCACUUCCCAAAGCCGUCAUUGCACCUCACCCACACAAACCAACUACCCCUCUUAUCCCCGAUUCCCCAAAGACAUCACCUUCUUCCGCUCGAAAAGUGAUAUCCUUCUCAGCCCCUCCGCUCCCGCCCCUUCAAAGAACGACUUAAAGCCGCUCCCACCACCUCCCCACCUCUUCUAUAUCACCAUCCAAAAAGACAACCCCACAUCCCCGAUAAGCACCUCCCGACCCGACAUAAUCCUGCACUCUGGGCCCGAAAAAUCCUCGACCAUCCUCUCCCUCGCAAAAUUCCACUCCGUCACUCAAGCCACAGACAUCACCCUCUGCCCGCCGGCCCCAGAACCGACCUCCGCCAACUUCUCACGAACGAGUUUCUCGUUGCCCAUUCAAACAGGUCGAAGCGGAAGCGGACUCGAAGUCCAUUCGCCGACCAAAGAUCGCCCGACGUUCAAGUUCGAAGUCUUGACUCUGUCUGGGGGGAUUCUUACCACGGAGAAGUAUAGUUUUUGUCAUACGCUGCCGAGGACCCAGGAAAAGGAGCGGUUUGAGUGGAAGUACACGAGUGGACCGUUCGUGAGGACUGUUGAGAGUACGAGGGAGAGUGGGGGAUUGAAGUUAAUACGGUCGAGUACGGGGGAUGUGGUCGCUGUUUAUGCGGGGCUGGGACCGAGUUCGAGGGCGAGUAAUCCAAGUAGGGUCAUGGGGAUGUUUAGAUUCCUAACGGGGGAGGGAACGGCAGGUCUUGGGGGAGAGUUCGAGACUUUGGCGAUCAUGUCGAUUCUUGCUAUUGUGGAGAGGAAUCGGAGGGCCAUUAAGGCGCAUAAGCAGGCUUUUCAGUUGCAUUGAAUGCCUUGCAUGGAGUUCUUGGAGCUCUUGGAGUUUUGGAGCUCUCGAGGUCUUGAAUUUUUGGGCGGCUGGGAGCUGAUGAUCAUGAAGACAGCGAUGGCGCUUUGUGCCCGGGAUUUGGUAUUAAGAUUGAAGAUUUCUGUACUGAUACUUGAUGUUCAUUGAAUUGCUGAAACAAUGAGAUCUGUGUUA